AUGACCUCCACAGAUAUCAAGCCUUGCGCCGUCAAUAUUCCCGUUUCUGCCCACAUCACCUUCCACUACAAGCCGGUUGCAGACAAGAGCAGCAGUAGCAGCAGCUCCUGCAGCUCCUCCGCAGCCGCCUCUGGCGCCUGCUCGCCCAGAGGCAGCUCCGCCGGCUUGCCUCCCGCUCUGUCAACUGACAACGAAAUCAUCGAGGCCGUGCUGAACGUCUCUGGCCCCGUUGCAGCAGACACCACGCCAUUCAAGAGCAACUACACCGCUGCCUCGCGCUUGACUUCUGACCCGACCUCGCCAUCGGCACUGCCCUCUUCCAGACGCAACUCUGUGGUGCCGGCGAGCGACUUUCACCAGUGUGCGCACCACAAAAACUUCCAAAGAAGGGCCAGCGAACCACAACUGCCCUCUUUCAGCGAGGGCUCGGCGUCCGAGAUGACAAGGUCCAUCUCGUACGCCCAGCACAGCAUGAUGUUCCCCAUCAGCGACGAGCCAGCGCCCCAAACGCCCGCAUCUUCCAACGGCAGCUCAGACCCAUCUUGUUCUUGCAACAGGCACCAUCACAGAAGAAACUCUGUCGCCGUCAAGUUUGACAAGCCACUGUAUAAAAGACUAGAGUCGUGA
Messenger RNA from Saccharomyces kudriavzevii IFO 1802, 627 nucleotides. RefSeq lists its product as uncharacterized. NCBI's taxonomy places the organism in Eukaryota, Fungi, Ascomycota, Saccharomycetes, Saccharomycetales, Saccharomycetaceae. Bases 1 to 627 code for a protein of 208 amino acids. The transcript has a single exon. The record is from RefSeq and is a predicted model, not a curated record.